GUGUCCAGCAGCUGUGGUCCGUGCCUGGUGGUUAGAACACGUCCAAAGAAAAAAAUAACAGCAGAGGCUUCCACGGUACUUGCCUGGAGCCGAACUGGAGCCUGUGGUGGAGGUGGCAGUGGGGGAGGCACUUAAGCUUUGUCUUCUCUGAACUCUGGUUCUCUGGUAGAGGAAACGUGAGGCGUACUGGCAGUUUUAAAAUCAUGGCCCAGUUUUCUCAUAGGAGCAGUGGUGGAGCAGAGAGUCAAAUAUCUUGAAGGAAAUAUUUAAGCUUCCCUUGUCAAGUUCUUGGUUUCAUGACAUAGAGUUGAUGUCCUGUUUGAUCACAGCGGGGAGAACUUUCUCCACAGCCCUAAGUUUUCCAGGUAGAUAAGGUGGGAUUUGGUUACAAGUGGUUUCAGUCCCAGUGAAGGAUGAAGUCUCAUGCUUUUGAACGGUUUUAGGUUGAGUUCAGAUGGGAUGGUGCCUGCCUAGAGAGAGAUCAGAGAUCUGGCUAAGGAUUCCCCAAGAAAUAAAUAAGCAACCACAGUCCAAUCUGUAGUUGAAGAGGAUUUGCUGGUCUUGGAUGAAUCAUUGUUGUUCUGGAUCAUGCUAUAUCAAGGUGCUCUGACUCAACAAGAGUUCAAUAAGAGAUUGCAGAAAAGAAGAUCAUCUAAAACUGCAUGUGGUGCCAUUGACAUUCAAUGAUGUUGCCAUAGAUUUCUCUCAGGAAGAAUGGGAAUGCCUAAACUCCGAUCAGAAGGAUUUGUACAGAGAUGUAAUGUUGGAGAAUUACACUAACUUCAUCUCUUUGGACUUUGAUUUCACAAAUGAGACCAACAAGUUAUCUUCAGAAAAAAGCAGUUAUGAAGUAAAUUCAUACCAUCGGGAGGCAUUCAAAAGAAGUAAAACCUUCAACCUUACAGGGUUUAUUUUCAGAAAUGAUUCACAGUGCAGAAUUGGAUUUGGGAAACAACAGGAAUCUAAAGUGGGAUGUUUUAGUCAAAUGCUAUUCAGAAAACAUUUAUCUCUUCCUCUACAUCAGAGAAUUCACACUAAAGAGAAAUUAUAUGAAUUUAAGGAAUGUAGGAAGUCCUUUAGAAAAUAUUCACACCUUACUGAACAUCUGAGAGAUCAUGCUAGUGUGAAACCCUAUGAAUGUAAGGAAUGUGGAAAUGCCUUUAAAUUUCAACAGAAUCUUAUUAGACAUCAAAAAAUUCACACCGAUUUGAAACCCUAUGAAUGUCAUGGAUGCGAGAAGUCAUUUAGGUUUUAUUCACAGCUUAUGCAACAUCAGAUCAUUCAUAUUGGUGUGAAACCCUAUGAAUGUAAGGAAUGUGGUGAAACUUUUAGACUAUACCGGCAUAUGUGUCUGCAUCAGAAAAUUCAUCAUGGUGUGAAACCCUAUAUAUGUAAGGAAUGUGGAAAGGCCUUUGGUCAUCAUGCAAGUCUUUUUCACCAUAAGAAAAUUCAUACUGGUGAGAAACCAUACAAAUGUAAACAAUGUGGAAAGGCCUUUGUUCGUAGUUAUCUACUUAUUGAACAUCAGAGAAGUCAUACUGGUGAGAAACCUUACGAAUGUAAGGAAUGCGGGAAGGCCUUUAGUAGGCGCUCAAGCCUUCUUAAACAUAAGAGAAUUCAUAGUAGUGAGAACCUCUUUGAUUGUAAGGAAUGUGGGAAGACCUUCUAUAAAGGCUCUCAGCUUAUACAACAUCAGAGAAUUCAUACUGGUGAGAAGCCAUACGUAUGUAAAGAAUGUGGGAAGACUUUUAGGCUUCAUUCAUACCUUAUUCAGCAUCAGAUAAUUCAUACCGAUGUGAAACCAUAUGAAUGUAAGCAAUGUGGGAAGUCCUUCUGUCGUGUUGGAGACCUUAAAACACAUCAGUCAAUUCAUACUGGGGAGAAACCCUAUGAAUGUAAGGAAUGUGGGAAAACCUUUAGACUUAAUUCCCAACUCACAUAUCAUCAGACAAUUCACACUGGUUUGAAACCCUAUAUAUGCAAAGAGUGUAAGAAGGCCUUCAGUUCUAUCUCAGGUCUUUCUCAACAUAAGAAAAUCCAUACUGGUGAAAAACCCUAUGAAUGUAAAGAAUGUGGUAAGGCCUUUAUUCGUAGUGUUCGACUUACUCAACAUCAGAAAAUUCAUACUGGUUUGAAACCGUACAAAUGUAAGGAAUGUGGGAAUGCCUUUAGUCAAUGCUGUCAACUGACUCGACAUCUAAGAUUUCACAAUGGUGAGAAACUCUUAAUGUAACGGGAGUAGGGAGACCUUUAGCCAUGAUACAUUCUUUACCUUUCAUUCUCACCAUUCAAUCACUUAAUGAUGUUAUGGUGAGCAUUAAAUGAGUUAAGAUAAAAUAUGAACUCUUGAGGGAGCAUCUGGCCGAUAAUAUUUGUUUAGUAAAUAUUAGCUAUUGUCAUUUUUAUGUUAAUCAUUAGUACUACUAUAAUCCAUAUGGAAGGAAGAGCCUAUAAGUAUAUUUUUAAAAACUUUCCGUCUUCACUCAUCCCUAAUUUAACUUCAGAUAAUUCAUUCUGGACAAAAUGCAGUAGUAAUAUUAAAUGAGAAAUUUUUAAUUCAGAGCUCAUCCCUCUGAAGAUUAUUAAUGCUGGAAAGAAAUCAGCUGGGUUGAAAAAUCAGAGUGGUUUGAAGACAUUUACUCAUAAUAAAUUCUAAAACACAAAUACCAUACAAGCCACACACACAUUACUUAUAUCAUAAAAUAUGGGUAAUAUAUGCGUUGCAUAUGUCAUUUUUGCUGUGCUUUUUUGAGUGAAUGUCUUAGGUAUGAGACUUGACCUCUAAAAACUCAGUAUACAACUUCCAGGAUUAAAGAUAAACUUGUACCUGACACUAAACUCUUGUCACCUAAACUCUUGUCACCUAAAAAAUUAACAGUAACCCCACAAUAUCAUAUAAUAUCCAUUUGCAAAUUUUGCCAAUUUUUAAAGAAUGUCUUCCAGGAAACAAACUAAGCACAUAUAUUCUGUAUGAUUAUGGUUCAUUAAGUCUUCUUUGGGCAAGAACCUAUUCUCCACCUUUUUUGUGUCAUAGACUUUUUUGAAGACUCAAAAGAGUUGACCUGUAUAAUGUUGCACAUUCCCUGUAUGUCCUAUUGUUUCUUAGGGUGUGCUUAACUUGUUUCUCUGUCCUCUGCAUUUCUUAUGAACUAGAAGUUGUGCCCAGAGGCCUAAUUAGGUUUCAGAUUAAACAUCUAUGACAAGACUAUUUUGUAGAUAAUGUUGUGUACUUAGUAUUGUAAAUAUCAGGUAGCAUACAGUUUUAACUAUGUUUGAUAUCUCGAUUAAUGUUUUGACCACCAGCACUUUCUACUGUAUUGGUAUUUUUUUCUUUGUAAUUAAUAAGUAAUCCAUGGAAAGACACACUGGCACCUCCACUUGAAAAUUUCAUCAUGUAUUUUAAAGAAAUUAAGAGGGACAAACCUCAUCUUUUGUAUUUAACCACAUAUUUACCACUUCCCAUGCUUUUCAUUUCUUUCUGAAAAUCUGGAUUUCCCUCUGGUAUCAUUUCCCUUCCACUUGAAUAACUUAUUUUAGCAUUUCUUGGAGUGCAGUUCUGCUGGUGAUGUUUUC
Messenger RNA from Choloepus didactylus (southern two-toed sloth), 3573 nucleotides. RefSeq names its product zinc finger protein 404 (gene ZNF404). Gene Ontology annotation, molecular function: DNA-binding transcription repressor activity, RNA polymerase II-specific. Gene Ontology annotation, biological process: negative regulation of transcription by RNA polymerase II. Bases 761 to 2233 code for a protein of 490 amino acids. NCBI's taxonomy places the organism in Eukaryota, Metazoa, Chordata, Mammalia, Pilosa, Megalonychidae. The record is from RefSeq and is a predicted model, not a curated record. The transcript has 5 exons.